Chrysoperla carnea is the source of this 1727-nucleotide messenger RNA. Its product is annotated as ribosomal protein S6 kinase delta-1. Gene Ontology annotation, biological process: protein phosphorylation. The transcript is spliced from 7 exons. Gene Ontology annotation, molecular function: ATP binding; protein kinase activity. The coding region runs from base 36 to 1205 and encodes 389 amino acids. The record is from RefSeq and is a predicted model, not a curated record. NCBI's taxonomy places the organism in Eukaryota, Metazoa, Arthropoda, Insecta, Neuroptera, Chrysopidae.
AUAUUGAAGAUCAAAAUUGGAAUGAUAAUAUAUCCAUGAAAAUUGCGGAUAGUCUUAAAGUGGAAAGACCUUUAGGUGAACUUAGCUCCAUUGAAAUUGUGGAUAUUUUAUCUUCAGUAAUGUUAGUAAGAUAUAAAAAAACGUCUGAAUUAUAUAUAAUUAAGGUAAUACGUAAAAAUUCACUAUCACGUAACGAAUUACCAAUUUUGCCUUUAAGUCUACCUUUCAUGGUCAAAUUAUAUAAAUAUUUUUGUACGGAAAAUUCAAUUUAUGUUUUAUUACAGUAUGCAAGAGGUGGAAUGUUGUGGAAUUAUUUUAAGAAUCGUAAAUCCUCAAUCUCAAGUAAAGACGUACCUGAUACAAUUAACGAAAAUGACGUCGAAGAUAGCUAUAAGGACUUAAUUAAUGAUUAUUGCUCUAAACAAAAAAAUGAUGAUACGAGUAAUGAAAAUACAAAUAAUAAUUUGGAAUUAGAAGACAAUCAUGAACCUGAAAUACCAGAUGAUACAAAAAAUUUACUGAAAAAUGCACAAGAAUUAUUAGAAUCUGUGUCAGAUCUGCUAGAGAAAAAUAAACAAUUGAAACCGCCUGUAAAUGAAACUGUAGAUAUUAGUAAUUUAGAAUUUUUAGAAUCUCGUAAAGUUGAUAUUGAAUUUGUGGAUUGUUGGAGUGAAGAGUGUAUAAUGCAAUGGCCACGUGUGUCUGAAAGUACAGUGAUUAUGUUUGCAUCUCAGUUAGUUGUUGCCUUAGAAUCGUUGCAUCGACUUGGUAUCGUUUGUUACGAUUUACAACCAAAAAAUCUACUUCUCGAUGAAAAAGGGAAUUUAUUAUUAUCGUAUAUGUAUUAUUGGGAAAAUAUUGAAGUAAGUCGAUGCCCUGAAUAUCCAGCUGUAAUGUAUACAGCUCCUGAAUUAAGUACAAUUUCUCCUGUGACCAAAGCUGUUGAUUGGUGGAGUUUUGGAGUGAUAUUGUAUGAAAUGCUGACAAGUUUGAAUUUUUAUAAAUGUCAUCCAGGAAUUUUCUCACCAAAUACAGUUUUAAACAUUCCUAAAUUUGUAUCCCCGGUAGCUGAAUCCUUAUUAACGCAACUUUUAGUACACUGUCCCGAAGAACGUUUAGGGUAUGGAUUAAAUGGUGCUGAAAAUAUAAAAGCUCAUCCAUUUUUCGCAGAAGUUAACUGGCGUCAAUUAGGACAACGAAGUUAAUUAUUUCACAUAUCUGCUUAAAAUACAAAAUCAACAUCAGUAUUGAAAUUUUUCUUAUAAUACAAUGAAUAAGCCGGAAAGUGAAAAAGUGGGGAAACAGCACCAAUUUGAAUGAAACUUUUUGUAACGUGUUUAUAGGACUCCAAGGAACAUUCAGCUAACUUUACCUAGUCAGGAAAUAGCAUAGGGUCCCAAUGAGGGGCUUAUGUAGCCCAAAUUUUUUUGAAAUGCUUAUUUUGGUUUAAAAUUAUCAUCUAGUAGAUAUUUUUGGUCGCUGAAUACAAAUCCGAUGUCAGAUUACACUAAUUCUGUCACCCCACUUUUCCUAUGCAUCCCGGCUUAUUAUUUGUACUAUUAUUUAGUAUUAUUUUAAACAUAUCCCUUGAACUCGAAUAAGACUAUUAAAAUAUAAAAUACUGCUAGGGUAUUAUAAAUUGUUUACAUAAAAUCAAUAAUACUAGUCUCAAAAUGUAUAUUAUUGGCUAGUUUAUUUACUUACUUAUAUGCUUCAGCUAUUUAAAC